Gastrolobium bilobum is the source of this 1497-nucleotide messenger RNA. Its product is annotated as beta-glucuronosyltransferase GlcAT14A-like. The record is from RefSeq and is a predicted model, not a curated record. NCBI's taxonomy places the organism in Eukaryota, Viridiplantae, Streptophyta, Magnoliopsida, Fabales, Fabaceae. The transcript is spliced from 4 exons. Gene Ontology annotation, molecular function: glucuronosyltransferase activity. The coding region runs from base 229 to 1497 and encodes 422 amino acids. Gene Ontology annotation, cellular component: membrane.
UUUCGGAAACUGCAAUUCCUCUGUUUAUGAAAACAAUUAAUAUCAUUAUUCAUUUCUUGAAUUCAAUACAUGAUGUGGAUUCAACAGCUUCAAAGGCAAAAGAUGAUUGAGAAGAUAUAUGAAGAGGAUCCCAAAUAUGUUCAUUUCAGUGGAUGCUAGAUGGGUAAAUUGGAAAUUUUAUUUCUGUGAUUCAUGGAAUUGGAUAAGAACCCAUGAUAAGGCUCCAUUAUGGGGUCCUAUAAUAUGGAGAAGAAAUGGCUAUUUCCUAUCAUUAUGAUCUCUGCAAUGUACAUGUUCUUUCUUGUCAAGUACUGCAACAUGGGACUUGUCUCUUCAAUUCACAACUUCACUUCAAUAUUCUUCUUUCUUCCAUCUUGUCUUCCCAUAAACCAAACUGCUCCAGUUUUUGUGGAGACAAAGAUUGCUCCUGCUCCUGCUCCAGCUCCUACUGGACUUGCAAUUCCUCGUUUUGCUUAUUUGAUUUCUGGCUCAAAAGGUGAUUUGGAGAAGCUUUGGAGAACCCUUCUUGCUCUUUAUCAUCCACUAAACCAUUAUAUUGUUCAUUUGGACCUUGAGUCACCGCUAGUGGAAAGGCUGGAGCUUGCUUCUCGAAUUGAUAAACAGCCUGUCUUCACUGAGGUUGGAAAUGUUUACAUAAUUCAGAAAGCUAAUAUGGUCACUUAUAGAGGACCAACUAUGGUUGCUAAUACCCUUCAUGCUUGUGCUAUUCUGCUCAAGAAAAUUCAAGACUGGGAUUGGUUUAUUAACCUUAGUGCUUCAGACUACCCUCUUGUGACUCAGGAUGAUCUUCUAUAUGCUUUUUCUGAUUUAGAUAGAAACAUUAACUUCAUUGAGCAUACAAGUCAUUUAGGAUGGAAACUGUACAAACGAGCAAUGCCUUUGAUUAUAGACCCAGGGCUUUACAAGUCAAACAAGUCUGAGGUAUUUUCGGUCGGUCCUGAGAGAAUUUUACCAACAGCAUUUAAACUAUUUACUGGUUCAGCAUGGGUGGUUGUAUCAAGGGAAUUUGUAGAAUAUGUUGUCUGGGGUUGGGAUAAUCUACCAAGGACCCUUCUUAUGUACUACACUAAUUUCAUAUCCUCCCCUGAAGGCUACUUUCAGACUGUUGUAUGCAAUGUGCCAGAACUAGCUAAAACUGUUGUCAACAAUGACUUGCAUUAUAUUUCCUGGGACAUCCCUCCCAAACAGCACCCACAUGUCCUUAACAUCAAUGACACCAACAAAAUGAUUGCAAGUGGUGCUGCCUUUGCUAGGAAAUUUAAGCAAGAUGAUCCAGUCUUGGAUGUGAUUGAUGAAAAUUUACUACAUAGGGAAAAGGGACAAUUCACCCUAGGUGGUUGGUGUUCUGGCAAACCCAAAUGUUCCAUGGUUGGUAACAUCAACAAGAUUAGACCUGGUCCAGGAUCUCAAAGGCUUCGUCUCCUUGUAGCUAGGCUAGUUUUGAAUGCUAGAUUUGGUCAGAAUCAGUGUAUAUAG